AUGGCCUCAACAACUACCCCCGGCAUUCCGCCUGUCACUCUCGACACCAUCACCCAGCAGAUCGGCAAUACCCCUCUCGUCCGAUUGAAUCGCUUGCCCCGCAGCCUCGGAAUCGAUGCUACUGUCUAUGCCAAGUUGGAAUACUUCAAUGCCGGUGGCAGUGUGAAGGAUCGCAUUGCCUUGCGCAUGAUCGAGGAGGCAGAGCGAUCUGGUCGCAUCAAGCCUGGUGACACCCUCAUCGAACCCACCAGUGGCAAUACUGGUAUUGGUUUGGCGCUGGUCGGUGCUGUCAAGGGCUACAAGACUAUUAUCACACUCCCGGAGAAGAUGUCCGCCGAAAAGGUCGCUGUCCUCCGUGCCUUGAAUGCCACCAUUAUCAGAACCCCCAACGAAGCCGCUUAUGAUUCCCCCGAAUCACACAUCGGUGUCGCCAGACGUCUCCAAAAGGAAUUGCCAAACGCGCAUAUCUUGGAUCAGUACGAAAACGUGAACAACCCGCUGGCCCACGAACUUGGUACCGCCGAGGAGAUCUGGACCCAGACCAAUGGCCAGAUCAAGGCCAUCGUGGCCGGCGCUGGAACUGGUGGCACGAUCACAGGUCUCGCCCGUGGUCUCCGCAAGCACAACCCCGAUAUCAAGGUGAUCGCCGCUGACCCCUUUGGCUCUAUUCUGGCCCUUCCCUCGUCCUUGAAUGAAGCUCGGGCCAACGAGCCGUACAAGGUCGAGGGUAUCGGGUAUGACUUCAUUCCCGAUGUUCUGGAUCGAGAGGCCGUGAACGAGUGGAUCAAGACUGAAGACCGCGAGUCUUUCAAAUACUCCCGCCGUCUUAUCGCCGAAGAAGGCCUGCUGGUUGGUGGCAGCAGUGGUAGUGCCAUCGCCGCUCUGGUCAAGGCCAACGAGGCCAACAAAUUCUCCAAGGACGAUGUUGUCGUUGUGGUCCUUCCGGACAGCAUCAGAAGUUAUCUUUCCAAGUUCGCCGAUGAUGACUGGCUUGCGGCCAACGAUCUGCUGCCGUCGCUUCCGGCCGUUGCAUCAACCACCCAAGCUCACACCGCCGAGUCCGAUCCUUUGGCCAAUGCCAAGGUCAGCGCAUUGCGCCUGAAGCCCAUCACCACCGUGACUGCCAGUUCCCCUUGCGAGACUGCCAUCGAGACCAUGCGGGACCGCGGCUUUGAUCAACUUCCCGUCCUGGCCCCCUCUGGCCGUAAGCUCGUUGGCCUCGUCACGUUGGGCAAUGUGCUUAGCCGACUGACCCACGGCCGUGCCUCUGGCACCAGCCCUGUCUCCGAUGUCAUGUUCGAUUUCUCGAAGAUCUCAGAGGUGGUGACGGAUCCCCGUGAUUUGACCAAGAUGGGCUCCAAGCUGCCCCGCAGCCGUGGCUUUAUUGAGAUCACAAUGGACACCCCACUGAGCGUUUUGAACCGCUUUUUCGAGUGGAACAGUGCUGCGGUGGUGACCGAGAAGGAUGAUAGUGGCGCGAUGAAGCCCUUGGCUGUUGUGACCAAGGUUGACCUGCUCUCCUGGAUGCUCAACCAGGGCAAGGCAACGAAGGCUUAA
Penicillium olsonii is the source of this 1557-nucleotide messenger RNA. The record is from the annotation of a GenBank genome assembly. Lineage: Eukaryota; Fungi; Ascomycota; Eurotiomycetes; Eurotiales; Aspergillaceae.